CCUUUUAAAAGAGCAGCGCUGGCGGAGUCUGAUGGUUUUGGAAGAUAAGCGGGACAAAAGCAUGUCUUUCACGCAGAUGGUGAUCGAGGAGGACUCCAUGAGGAACGGCAGGGGGUUGUCGGAUCAGUGGGCCGAUUCAGUGGUGGUUCGACCUCGGACCACCGAGCGGCACAUCACGGUGCACAGGAGACUUGUGCUCGGGUUUGCCAUUUCCAUCCUGGGUCUGAUCAUUGUCACCAUCAUAGCGGUGCUUCUGAGUGUCAAGUUUGAGGAGUGUGGCAAUGAAAGUAGCGCCAGAGUAGGGAACACCACGGCGUAUAACGGGAGAGAGAGCUCCAGCAACCCCAAUCGCAGCAAGACCGCCGGGCAGCCGUGGGCUCAGCUGAGAUUGCCCGCCUCUGUCAAACCCUCCCAUUACGAUCUGAACAUAACUGUUUUCAUGGACAACUUUACUUUCUCUGGAGUUGUCAGCAUUCAGAUUGACUGCGUGAAGUCCACUCGGUACAUCGUGCUGCAUGCGGACAAGCUGAGGAUUAAAGGGGUAGAGGUGACUGUUGAAAACAGAUCUGCCCCUCUCGGGCUCAGAAGAUAUUUCUUAUAUCCGCAAAAUCAAAUGUUGGUGAUUAUUCUGACUCACGACCUCAAGGCACACCAGCGCUAUACCGUGACACUAAACUACGGCGCUCUCAUUGCAGACGAACUGCUCGGCUUCUUCCGGAGCUCGUAUGUAACAGCCGGGGAGAGGAGGUAUCUUGCAGUGACGCAGUUUUCUCCCACACAUGCCCGUAAGACCUUUCCAUGCUUUGAUGAGCCGGUCUACAAAGCAACAUUUAGAAUUGGCAUCAAGUACCAAGACACUUACCUGGCACUGUCCAACAUGCCAGUUGAUGUCACCACUCACGAGGAAGGGGGGUGGGUCACUGAUCGAUUUGUACAAACGCCCCGAAUGUCAACAUACUACCUGGCCUGGGCAAUCUGCAACUUCACCUAUAAGGAGACAGUUACUGACAGUGGCAUCACUGUGGGACUCUACGCCAGGCCAGAUGCCAUUCAACAAGGAUCUGGUGAUUACGCUUUAAAUAUUACAAAGAGGCUGCUGGAAUUUUAUGAAGAUUACUUUAAUAUCAGCUAUUCAUUGCCGAAAUUAGAUCUGCUGGCAGUGCCCAAGUUCCCCUAUGCUGCUAUGGAGAACUGGGGAUUGAGCGUGUUUGUAGAAGAAAGGAUUUUGCUGGACACAGAAGUCUCAUCCAUUUCCCAUUUUCUGGAUGUCACCAUGGUUGUCAUACAUGAAAUCUGCCAUCAGUGGUUUGGCGACCUCGUGACUCCCAUUUGGUGGGAAGAUGUAUGGCUGAAGGAGGGAUUUGCUCACUAUUUUGAAUAUAUUGGUACGGAUUACCUUCACCCAGAAUUUAACAUGGAGAAACAGCGUUUUUUGACCGACAACCUUCAUGAAGUGAUGGUUCUUGAUGGUCUGGCCAGCUCGCACCCGAUAUCCCAGGAAGUCCUUCAAGCAACGGACAUUGACAGGGUCUUUGACUGGAUUGCAUACAAGAAGGGGGCUGCAUUGAUUCGAAUGGUGGCUAAUUUUAUGGGGCAGAAUGUAUUUCAAAAAGGACUACAGGCUUUUUUGACAGCUCACAUGUACGGCAAUGCAGGGAGGAAUGACCUAUGGAACAAACUAAGAGAGACACUGCAGAAAAUUGGGAAAAACAUAAAUAUUAAAGAAGUCAUGGACUGUUGGACAUUACAGAUGGGUUAUCCCGUGGUCACCAUUGUUAGAAAUGAGAAGAAUGUUGAUAUUUUAACCAUCACGCAAGAACACUUCCUCUAUGACCACAAUAGAAAAUCAACAAAUUCAUCAAAUAGCAGCUAUUUGUGGAAAAUUCCUCUAACUGUCGCUGUAGGAAACUUGAGCCAUAUCUCCACAGAGACUAUGAUAUGGAUUAACAAUAAAACAGAGAAUCAUCAAAUCGGUAUGUUGGAUGAAAAUAUUUGGUUCUUAGGAAACCUUAAUCAGACGGGCUACUUUAGGGUUAACUAUGAUUUGAAGAACUGGCGGUUGUUGAUUGAGCAGCUGAUGACCAAACCUGAGGUGAUUUCAGUUGGGAACCGAGCAGGACUGAUCGAUGAUGCUUUCAACCUGGCCAGAGCUGGCUAUUUACCACAGAGCAUUCCUCUGGAGAUUAUAAAGUACCUUCACAAGGAGAAGGAGUUUCUUCCUUGGCACGCUGCAAGUAACGUGCUGCUUUAUCUGGAUAGGCUGGUGGACCGGAACAAGGAGUACAACAUUUUUAAACAAUAUGUCGUGCAGCAGGUUGCAUCAAUGUACCUCGCCCUGGGAUGGCCAGAAGAUGCAGCAAACAGUUCUGUUGUUCAAGCAUCAUAUCAGACUGAGGAACUGCGUCGAAAAGUUCUUCUCUUGUCUUGUAAAUUUGGAAUUGUUCACUGUCAUAACAAGGCGACACUACUUCUUUCAAAAUGGAUGGAAACUGGUCAAAACAGAAUACCACCAAAUGUUAGAGACAUUGUUUACUGCACUGGGAUUUCACUCAUGGAUGACAAUGUGUGGGAAUUCAUAUGGAGCAAAUACCAAUCCUCAACUGUUGUUCUGGAGAGGAAGAUCCUACUGGAGUCCCUGGCGUGCAGCAAAAACCCACUUUUGUUGAGCAGGCUUCUUAACUUAUCACUAAGUUCCCAAUUGGUACCUGAUCAGAAUGUCAUAGAUGUUAUAAUUCACGUGGCUAAGUAUCCAAAUGGUCGAGAUUUGGCCUGGAAAUUCUUCCAGGAAAAAUGGGCCACAUUUAAUUCAAGGUUUGGAGAAGCUUUGUUUAUUAUCUCCAGGCUCAUCAAAGGUGUGACAGAGUUUCUGAGUACAGAAGUUGAAUUUAAUGAGCUGAAGAGCUUCGUAAAGAACCUCAGAAAGGGGGAAGAUGCCUCCUUCACACAAGCCAUUGAAAUAGUGGACACAAAUGUUCGAUGGCAUGACCAGUUAGAAGAUGAGCUGUUCCAGUGGCUCAGGAACUCGCUGAACAGCUAAUUUGUAACACGUCUAAAUAUUUAUAGCAUGAAGUACUUUGAUGCAUUUGUACUAUCUAAAAUUCUUCGACUUUUGUGAGAA
This is a messenger RNA of Amblyraja radiata (thorny skate), 3118 nucleotides long. Its product is annotated as thyrotropin-releasing hormone-degrading ectoenzyme. Gene Ontology annotation, biological process: peptide catabolic process; proteolysis. The record is from RefSeq and is a predicted model, not a curated record. The transcript has 19 exons. Gene Ontology annotation, molecular function: metalloaminopeptidase activity; zinc ion binding; peptide binding. Gene Ontology annotation, cellular component: membrane; cytoplasm. Lineage: Eukaryota; Metazoa; Chordata; Chondrichthyes; Rajiformes; Rajidae. Bases 32 to 3037 code for a protein of 1001 amino acids.